CACACUAAACUUAGCUUCCUGGCUCGAUAACUACUGCUGCCACCCCAGCCCAGCCGCCACCUGCCUGGGAGGACACUGCCCCGAGCACCCACCCCUCCGUGACCACCAUGUCCCAGACCAAAGCACUGAAGGUCCGUGUGACCCUCUUCUGCAUCCUGGUGGGUAUUGCACUGGCCUUGGUGGCCGUGGUGACCGACCACUGGGCCGUGCUGAGCCCCCACGUGGAGCACCUCAAUGCCACCUGCGAGGCGGCCCACUUUGGCCUCUGGCGGAUUUGCACCAAGCGGAUCUUCGUCGGCCACAGCAAGGACAAGAGCUGCGGACCCAUCACCCUGCCUGGGGAGAAAAACUGUUCCUACUUCAGGCAUUUCAACCCAGGCGAGAGCUCGGAGAUCUUUGAAGUCACCACUCAGAAAGGUGAGCCCGUGGUGGAGAGCAGGGAGGGGGAGGAAAAGUGGCUUCCGUCACACGCUGCUGAGCCAGAAAAUCAUCUAGCACAAAAGCCCCAACCAGAUGCAGUGAAGGCUUCUGGGGGGGUGGGGGGAGUGGGCGGGGGGGGAGGCAAAGGCCGCGGGGGCUUGCAGCAUGGAGUGCAGGGCCCUAAGAGUCCGGCUCUGCCCUCAGGUCUCUGCAUCUUCGUCUCAGUGGAGGUCAUGCGUCAGUCGGUGAAGCGCAUGAUCGACAGCGAGGACACUGUCUGGAUCGAGUACUCUUACUCCUGGUCCUUCGCCUGCGCCUGCGCCGCCUUCGUCCUCCUCUUCCUCGGCGGCCUCGCCCUCCUGCUCUUCUCCCUGCCGCGAAUGCCCCAGAACCCCUGGGAGUCCUGCAUGGAUGCCGAGCCCGAGCACUAGCCCCCCAGGGGACCCAGAGACCCUCGAGGCUUUCCCCUCAGGAUGCUGAGCCCAGCCCGGAACAUUCUAGAAAGGAGGUGGGAGCUUUACUUCUCCCCUGUUCCCACCUGCCCCUCUGUGACAACCGCAGCUGCUUCCCUUCUCUGAACUCCUCUCUGGGCUGGGACAGGCUCCUCUGUGAAUCCAGCAGGUGGACAUGAGCCAGACCUGACCAAGGUGGGAGGGAGGCAGGGCCAGGGGGUACACAGGUGUUUUGAGAAUCCUGACCUUCCACUGGAGUGCCAGGUUGUCCCCACCGGGCCAGUUGUCCUUGAUAAGCCAGCUCCGAUUGUCCUCUGUAGCCUUAGAGGCAUGCCCUGUGCAUAUGUACCAGUCCUGGGUGUCUGCCUGUGUAAAUAGCCAGCCCCUCUCUCCUUCUCAGUGACAAGAUGCACCCUUCCCGGUGACCUGAAUGUCCGCUCUUUGGCUUCUGGGAGACUUGAGAAGUAUUUUUUAACUAGGUGGAAUCUUACUGUGGUUUGAAAUAAAAACUGUUUGAAAA
Messenger RNA from Vicugna pacos (alpaca), 1392 nucleotides. NCBI's taxonomy places the organism in Eukaryota, Metazoa, Chordata, Mammalia, Artiodactyla, Camelidae. The record is from RefSeq and is a predicted model, not a curated record.